UUCAGCAUCAACACACACUGUGAAACCUAAAUUAUAUUUUUUUAGAGACAUAAAAAAAGGAUAUUGGGUAACACUAUGUUUUGAUAGUCCACUUUAGACAUUCUACUAACAAAAAUGUCAAGUUCAGGCAUAUUUUCUUUAUUCUCCUCUUCAGAUCAAAGAAGUGACGAUGAAUAUAGUGACUGCUGUCAAUGCGAAAGUCAUGAAAUGAAGGGAGAGGUUCACAGUCAGUUAGAAGAAAGCAUUCGUCCUUAUAUUGAUCUGAUUGACGCUCUGCGGUCAGUUGGCAUUCACAAGGACUUGGCAUUACCGACUAUCGUAGUGAUCGGAGACCAGAGUUCUGGAAAAAGCUCUGUGUUGGAAGCGCUGUCUGGAGUUGCGUUACCAAGAGGGAGCGGAAUCGUCACCAGAUGUCCACUAGAGCUGAGGCUGAAGAAGGUACCAGACGUCAACUGGAAGGGCGUUAUAUCCUACCGUAAAAAGAAAAUUGAAUUUGUAGAUUCAUCAUUGGUUCAAAAAUAUGUUGAAACAGCCCAGAAUGAGCUGGCAGGAAAAGGGGUAGGAAUAUGUGAUGAGCUCAUCACUUUAGAGGUCAUGUCACCAGAUGCAUGUGACCUCACACUGAUCGAUCUACCUGGAAUUGCCAGAGUCCCAGUAAAAGGACAACCAGAGGAUAUUGGAGACCAGAUCAAACAGCUGAUCAUGAAAUUUACUGAGAAGCAAGAGACUAUAAACAUGGUUGUGGUCCCUUGUAACACUGACAUUGCAACAACAGAAGCAUUAAAAAUGGCACAAGAAGUAGAUCCUGAGGGCAAAAGAACUGUUGCCAUUCUGACGAAGCCA
Messenger RNA from Labeo rohita (rohu), 843 nucleotides. RefSeq names its product interferon-induced GTP-binding protein Mx-like. NCBI's taxonomy places the organism in Eukaryota, Metazoa, Chordata, Actinopteri, Cypriniformes, Cyprinidae. Gene Ontology annotation, molecular function: GTPase activity; GTP binding; microtubule binding. The annotation marks the transcript as partial. Gene Ontology annotation, biological process: defense response to virus. Gene Ontology annotation, cellular component: membrane; cytoplasm; microtubule. The transcript is spliced from 7 exons. The record is from RefSeq and is a predicted model, not a curated record.